Leptomonas pyrrhocoris is the source of this 458-nucleotide messenger RNA. Its product is annotated as putative 60S ribosomal protein L28. The transcript has a single exon. Gene Ontology annotation, molecular function: structural constituent of ribosome. The record is from RefSeq and is a predicted model, not a curated record. NCBI's taxonomy places the organism in Eukaryota, Euglenozoa, Kinetoplastea, Trypanosomatida, Trypanosomatidae. Gene Ontology annotation, biological process: translation. Gene Ontology annotation, cellular component: ribosome; cytosolic large ribosomal subunit. The coding region runs from base 18 to 458 and encodes 146 amino acids.
AGCACGCAACAUCGAAAAUGGUGCACUCUGCCGAUCUCCAGUGGAUGCUGGUCCGCCAGAACAGCCGCUUCCUGCAGAAGCGCGGCGGCAUCCGCCUGAGCAACGACCCGUUCAACAACAACGGCAACUGGACGAAGCGCCAGUCGGGGUUCGUGAACGACAAGGCCGCUGUGGUGAAGCCGGCGAAGGGCGGCGCGAUCUGCGUGACGGUGAAGGACGGCAGCAGCAACAACAAGCCGAAGCAGAUGUUCAAGAAGUCUGUGCAGGCUGCCGGCGUGAAGGCGUCUGCCGUGAGCAAGGCCGUUGCCGCCGUGCGUCCGGACCUGGCGAACGUUGCGUUCCGCCGCGCGCGCCGCGUUGCCCGCAUCGCGAGCCGCACGUCGAAGGUUGCCGCCGCGCGCAAGGCCCGCUCCGAGAAGAUCAAGUUCUCGCGCAAGGCCGUCCGCCCGAAGCACUGA